AUGAUAUCCUCCGUUCCCUCUGAGUUUGACCCAGAAGACAGUCCAGAAUGCCAUGGUGAAGAAGAGUCCAAAACCUCCCAAAGGGAAGUGACCUGGGACAACGUGGAUUAUGCCACACCUCACGAUAUACACGUCUUCAUUGUCACCAAUAGGGGACGAUAUGAAGGGCUGAAGGAAGUCGCAUCGACGCCUGCGGAGGCGCGGCCAGUGAGAUGCAACCGCGAGGAAUUUACCGAUCCAGUCGAGCGGGAGAACGCUGAAUUUGCCACGCUUUAUAGUGUCUGUGCCUUCCGGCUAGGAUGCUUCGAGGCAGCCUUGGAAGCUGCUUGCGUGGCUUGUGAGAUCGACCCUACAGAUCCUAAGCCGUUCGCUAUGAGAAUCUACCUCAGAGUUCACUUUAUGAAGCAACCGUAUUUGUCGGAGCUCAAGGCGGACACUGAGAGACUGAAUCACUUGAGGAGUGAUGGACAGCGCAAGGCUUUCGAGAUCACUAAGUCUAUCGUCUUGGACCCAGACUGGAAGGGAUUCAUGAGGGUCCUGAAUAAGCACUUCCCCAGGAGCUACAGGAUGUCACCUGGAAAGGAGAGUGCGCGUUAUCUAGAUCAAGGCCGCCGAGGGUCGAUACCGUACUAUACUAACCGUAACGCCUACCGCUUGUCAAUUGAGCGGAGGUACCGCAUUCUAUCACGAACGGGUGGACGAGCAGCACCUUAUCAACUCACUGGCUUCCUAUGGGGUAAGCAUAAAGUCACACAAGCAGCUGGGCAUUCUUGCGCCACUGAAUGCCCCUACGAUAUUAUCAUGUCACCAUCGGGCAACAGCCUCUUCGUCUCUGGCAGGGACGGCUGCAUCCAUAUGUAA
Molecule: messenger RNA, 861 nt
Organism: Perkinsus marinus ATCC 50983
Lineage: Eukaryota; Perkinsozoa; Perkinsida; Perkinsidae
Exons: 8
Coding region: 1-861 (286 amino acids)
Source: RefSeq, a predicted model, not a curated record